GAGCAGUCUGUGUCUUCAGAUCACGUGUCUGAGGAUGGCGUCCGCGUUGAGAGGUGUUGCUGGAUCUCUGCUCAAGGCCCUGAGCAGUGCCCCCCGUUUGCAGGUCCUCUCUUCACGCUCUCUCUCAGGGGUGGAGGCUGCUCGCGCUGAUGCUGUAUUUAAAGUGACCAUGGUCCCUGGAGACGGCGUGGGACCCGAGCUCAUGACCGCUGUCAAAGAGGUUUUCAAGGCGGGGGACAUCCCAGUGGAGUUUGAGGAGUUCCAUCUCAGUGAGGUUCAGAACAUGGCGUCAGAGGAGAAAAUGGACCAGGUUCUCACCUCCAUGAAGAACAACAGAGUGGCAAUCAAAGGAAAGAUCCACACGCCCAUGGAGUUUAAAGGGGAACUGGCAUCCUACGAGAUGAGGCUCAGGAGGAAGUUGGACCUGUUUGCUAAUGUGGUCCAUGUGAACAGUCUGCCCGGAUACUCCACACGACACAACAACCUGGAUCUGGUCAUAAUCAGAGAGCAGACAGAGGGAGAGUACAGCUCACUGGAACAUGAGUCUGUGUCUGGAGUGAUCGAGUGUCUGAAGAUCAUCACCAGAGAAAAGUCUAGAAGAAUCGCUAAGUUUGCCUUUGACUACGCCACAAAGAAAGGACGCAGCAAAGUCACAGCUGUGCACAAGGCCAAUAUCAUGAAGCUGGGAGAUGGUCUGUUCCUGCAGAGCUGUGCUGAAGUGGCACAACUGUAUCCCAGAAUCAAAUAUGAAAAUAUCAUCAUCGACAACUGCUGCAUGCAGCUUGUGCAGAACCCGUACCAGUUUGACGUUCUUGUGAUGCCAAACCUUUAUGGUAACAUCAUCGAUAACCUGGCGGCGGGUUUGGUGGGUGGGGCCGGCGUGGUACCAGGGGAGAGCUACAGCGCAGAGUACGCCGUGUUUGAGACCGGGGCACGUCAUCCUUUCGCUCAGGCCAUGGGGAGGAACAUCGCCAACCCGACCGCCAUGUUACUCAGCGCCGCCAACAUGCUCCACCAUCUUAAUCUGGAGUUUCAUUCUCAGAUGGUGUCAGACGCUGUGAAGAGGGUCAUCAAACAGGGAAAGGUUCGAACUCGGGAUCUCGGGGGGUACUCGACCACAGGGGACUUUGUGACUGCUGUGGUGGAGAACCUUCGCCAUCGCCCAAACUACUGAAGACCCCUGACCCCUCUGUGACCCCUCUGUAACCCCUGCGUGACCUUUGUACUCCUCUCAUUUGGAUCCACACCUGAUUUAAUUCCACACCAAACACCUCUAAUGGGACUGUCAUUGCCCUUUUUGUGAAGGGUGCCCACGUUGUGCCUUUAACUUCACUUGUCUUUUAUAAUCUGUACCAGAUUUAAAACACAAGGGAGUAGCAUAUUUUGAUUUGAACUUUUAGCCCCACACACUUAGCUCUUUCUGCCACUGUGAUAUCACACUAUGACACAGAAACAACUGUCUGGGGGAGUGUCAAGUAGUUGUUUCCUCAUUGUUCUCACAUCCCUGCUACUAUUUGCUCUUUAAUGACUGUUGAAAAUUGCCCCAUGACUGAUAAUCAAGUGUCUGGCAAUUGGUUUCCCAUGAUUCUUAGCAACAGUGUGCCUGACUGGAUGAAAAAGGAGACUCUGUUAGUAGCUUCAGCUUUUACUAUAGGCUGGGUUAUGUAAAGAGCAUUUAAUCUAGACAAGAAUGCAUUCAAAUCAGGCACUGGCGCUUUAAUGCGAACUGUUAAACACAAACCCCAAAACUAAUAAAACAAAGACAAACUAACUCCACACAGAGGUUCUUAAAGCAAUCUGAUUCAAAACUGCUUUAUUUCGGCAAAGUUUGUGAUAUACAUUCAUAACUCUCAAUACAAAUUAACAAUAGAAUCUGUAGACUUGUGCUUUUAAAACAAUUACUUUGUUAUGGACUCAUGCACAGUUUAGCUAAAGGUACUGAGUGGGCAUCUGGUACAAAAGGGACAAAGAACAUUUCUGAGUCAUUACAGACACAUCUUAUUUGUAUGAGAUUCUGUUAGCUACAGCAGGUCCAAUUCUUCAUAUUUCUCUACAUUUCAAAUAAAAAUAAGUAUGAUUUUUAAUAUAUUUUUGACAUUCAAACAUAUCGUACAGUGCAUUGUUGAGACACUAUUGUAGCCACAUCUGCCCUGAGACAGACUGGCAGAAGUGAGGCUGCUAAUCUGCACCAUGCUAAUCUGACCACCAGCAACACACACACCACAUUUAUACUAAGCAAGAUGGGUGAAGUGUCUUGCCUAAGGGCACAACAACAGAAUGCACUGGAAUUUAAAGCCUUGUGGUCAGUAGAAUAACCAAAAAAUGUAUAGUAAAAAAAAAGGAUUACUACAAAAUAUGAGUUGACUCUAUAAACGUACAAAAUAGUAGAUUGACAUUGUACUAAGAUUACACUACUUAGUCAGUUUUGUUUCAUGCACAUAGACAUCAUAACUCAAAUGUAUCCUGCAUAUGAAAGUGCUGACUGCCUUCCUCAGUAUUUCCACAUAGUCUACAGUAGACAUGACAGAACAUACUGAACAUAUUAAGAAUUCAAAUGCAUUUACUUUAUUUGGAUCCAAAUGAGGGAGUGCCCAUUGUCUCCCGAUGUUAUUUAUGUUUAUGCCUCAUAUAUAUUUAUUAGUUCAUAUUCGGGCUGCGCAAUAUAUUUGAUAUGGCUGUUAAGAAAUGUGAUACUGAUGUUAAUGCAAUAUUCAAACCCUCCUUACAGUUACCUGUAACUUUCUGUCCAAUGCCCCUCUCACAAGCCACAUAGGCACCCAUGCUCCCACUUGGCAGUUUUACGUAAAUAUACACAAACAUGAUUCUGUACACAGCAACUUGAUAAACCUGAUGUGCAGUAAUUUCAUUAGUGGAAAGCACGCUGAAUGUGCUGUGAUAGCGCUCUGAAGGGGAAGUGACUUAGCACAAAGACCAAAAGGAGAGGAGACUUGGUGUCAAAAAUUAAACUGAAAUUUAUUUCACACGUUAAUACGUUGUUUUGGGCAAAUAUCACAUUUUCAAAACAAUAAAAGGAAACGAUAUGAUCUAAAUAUGGUAUGUGUUAGCAGUUAAUACUCCAUAGAAGUAAAAUGUCCUCUCUUUUUUUUUUUUAAAUGCAUUUUUGUCAGAUGUAGAGCCUUGGUUCUAUUACGAUAUACUGAUGUUGUGAUGCCGAAUAUUGUAUUGUGAUAUAGAUACUUUUGCGAUAUAUUGUGCAGCCCUCAUUCAUAAUUUCACUUCAUUCUGUUUGUUUAAGCCAUUUGGUGUUUUGUCUUUUGAUAUUGGUUCCAUUCACAAAUAUUCCUGUUUUAAUAAAACCUCCCAUAACGCUCUGCGUCAUGAUACAGACGUGUGAUGUGCCUUUAACCAACUCAGCCAGAAAUAAUUUUGGACUAAAACUAUUCACUUUGACAAUGUUUGAAAUAAAUCACACUUCCUAACUGAAUAUGAAUUGCUUUUGUUGCACUUUUGUGACUUAAAUAUUCCUGUAACAAAGUGAUGCUGUUGAAAAACACAGAUACUUUGGUUCAUCUCAUUCACAUAUUUAUACAUAACUUUGUAUUUGAUGGGGUAAUGACUUCUGAUAUUAAAAAUCUGUGUGAACUAA
Messenger RNA from Periophthalmus magnuspinnatus, 3607 nucleotides. It is a transcript of the gene idh3b, whose product is annotated as isocitrate dehydrogenase (NAD(+)) 3 non-catalytic subunit beta. Gene Ontology annotation, molecular function: NAD binding; magnesium ion binding; oxidoreductase activity, acting on the CH-OH group of donors, NAD or NADP as acceptor. Gene Ontology annotation, biological process: isocitrate metabolic process; tricarboxylic acid cycle. NCBI's taxonomy places the organism in Eukaryota, Metazoa, Chordata, Actinopteri, Gobiiformes, Gobiidae. Gene Ontology annotation, cellular component: mitochondrion. The record is from RefSeq and is a predicted model, not a curated record. The transcript is spliced from 11 exons. The coding region runs from base 35 to 1174 and encodes 379 amino acids.